CUGCAAACCAUUUUUGGUGCUAUCGACUUCAUACCUGCACUUCAAACUUUCCUCAACCAUCACUUUCCCUGUUCUUCUGUUUCUGCCAGCAACUAUGAUUGGUUUGAUGUGUUCAAAUCAAUUUUACUUAUCCUACCUAAGAACAGUCAUGUCAGUGACCUCAAAUGGUUGAAUCAUCUUCAAGCUCAUCCACCUAUUCCCAAUCAUGAACAUUGCAAGCCUGCUGCACCUGCACAUUUUGAUGUUGCUUUUGUUGUCAAAGAUUGUGAUGCAUGGAAGAGUGGUACAGGACUUGAUGGCUUGCAGGUUGCACAGAUACAUGUGAUCUUCAAAUUACCAUCUCACUAUGGUAACUUCACUCACCCACUCACGUAUAUCAAAUGGUUCUGCCCCCUCCAUGACCCAGAACCCACAACAAAUCUUUAUCAGCUAGUACGUUCAACUCAUAACCAACAGUGUUUUGCAUCUGUUGUGAGCAUGCAAGAUGUUUUGCAAGCG
Molecule: messenger RNA, 498 nt
Organism: Suillus fuscotomentosus
Lineage: Eukaryota; Fungi; Basidiomycota; Agaricomycetes; Boletales; Suillaceae
Exons: 2
Source: RefSeq, a predicted model, not a curated record